AUGAUCAAGCAACCGGUCUUAGCGGAACUGCAGUAUUUCGUUAAAAGCGUCUCCCUGCUUUACAAGGGUGUGCCGCUAAAGGAUACUGGCGCUUUGGUGAAGAGUGCACUUCACUUGCUAGAGGAUCUUCCUUCGACCAGGGAUGCGGUGUUUGAGUAUUUUACUCUCGUUUUUAAUAAUGCCGUCAAAAUGUACACCCUUAGUGCGGAGAAAAACCUACCCGAUCCUUCAGUGGAUGAUGAGGCGGUGCAGGAGAUACACGAAGCUCUAGAACGGUUGGUAACUACAGGCCCAGCGGCAUGGUGCCCUCUGAUAUCGUCCUGGUGCUUGAAGCUAAUCGGAGAAGUGUGUAAAAAACACUCCCGGCGUCGACCACCGGACAUUCGUGGGUCGUGCAACUUAUGGCUCGGGUGCAGUGCCAUUCGAUACUUGUUAAGUCUUAGUGCUCUAUGCUUCGAGAAGCUGAACGACAGGGAGAUGGACGAGUGUAUCGGAGAGUUACUCACUAUAUAUGGAACGCACACACCAUUCUUCGAUUGGGUCGUUGCGCGUCUGGGCGGAUGUUUUCCGUUGAAGGUAAUCACGAGCAUGUUGACAAUGGGAGUGAAUCGGUUCUCCGGCGAUUUCGAUCAACCAUCUGAGUCCGAAGUUGAAAUUUUGAGUUAUCUCGGUUUGGCACAUGAGCAUGAUUUGCGGUGCGCGCUGAAAUCGACAUUCGAAAAUGAUUUAACUGCAAAGCAGACAGUUCCCUACUUAUUACUGCUGGCGAAGGCGUCAGAAACGAUAUGCCAGGCACUGGUGUCCGUGUUCUUGGAUCUCCAUUCUGAAAAUAGACUGCAAACGAUGAGGGUACAACCCAAAAAUUGGCCUCAAAAUAUCGGUCUCCCAUUUGUGUUGCACACUGUGGCCACGAUGCUACUAAAGAUAAAAAAGCACGCCACGCAGGUCAUAUCUAUUCUAGCCAAGCUGUCCUCCAAGUAUGGCUGGUGUCAGGAGCUUUUGGAAAUCAUGUUCGUCGAACUGGAGACCCUCGUGCUCGAUAAACACUCCGCUCCACUGUUGGAAGAUAUCAUCCGCGACGGGUCGCGGGAUGAGCUGUGGAGCGCGUGUGUCUCCGAUUCUCCCUAUUCGCAGCAAGUAGUGAUAAGAUUAGUUUUAUUAGCUAGCUUCAAAUCAAACUCCGUGUUUCAUCAAUCAAUCGUGUACCUGUUGUCGACGGAAGAUGCUGAUACUAGCUCUAGCUCGAAACCUCACCUGAACGCGCUCGUUCGCUUGCUCACGGGGCCUCACGGUACGAUGGAUGUGCCGAAAGUACGACCCGCUUUUGAAACGGCGUUCGAGAAGGUACUACUUGCUCCGAAUAAACGGAGCGAAUGCUGGAAUAUACUGCACAACGUGGUGGACCUUCUCAAAAUGGAACGAUCCACCAUCCUUGGCAGCUCCCUGCGGAAGGUAAACUGCAUCGGGAUUGUUCACGAAUUGCUCGAUCGCGUGCUAAAGAUUUGGGAGACAUUUCUGGGACAGGAGCGGCAGGACGCGGACAGACCCUUGGGAAGAUCACACACCGAUAAUCGAACCACCUCCAACGGCCAGUACAAAAGAAUUAAAAAUGAAUCACUCCCAUCUGAUGCGAUGGAAACGGCCGAAUGCUCGAACGGACAAGAACAUGCUACACAAAUGGGUCCUUCGAUAUCGACAAACGACCUGAUACAUGAAACAGUGAGAUUGAUCGAGUGUUUGGACAUCGGCAGAAUGGUCACGAUCGGGACGGCUCAAUCGCUUAAGCUUUCCCAGCUGCUGGUGAAAUACUUUUUCCACUGCCUUCAGCUGUCCAUCGAGUGGAACGGUACCGCGACCGGAAUAGUACCAGAAUCGUAUGACGAGUACCUCAACCGGCUGAACUCAUUGCUCACGAAGCAUUGUGGCCACCGGAAAGCCGCCCGGACGGCUGCCUUACGGGAGCUGCUAGAGGGGGCCUUAUUUAUGCACGGGGCUCUGUUCGGUUCGCAGUCCGAAACAGAAGCUUACAGCUUUGAUAAACCGGACGACUUGCUGAUCAAGCUCAACCAGAAACAGGGCAUAGCACUUAACGCGUCGAGGGCAACCGUACUGCAUGCGGGCGUUAUUGGACAAGGACCAAAAAUUCCCAGCAAAGGUGCGAUCGGGCCGGCCUCGCAGAUGCAAAACCAUCUACUAAAUGCGAUCGUGGCCUGUUGCCAGGACGUGAAUGAUCAUCAGGCAACGAUCGAUGGGUUCAGCUACGUGUCCCUGCUCCUGGUGGAGCUGAUUUCGCCCGACGUGAUGUACAAUGGGUUGCCUUGGCCAGAGGAAGAAUUCACCAAGGUGACCAUGGAACGUGAUCUACAAAUUCGACGCACCUUCCGCCAGUCUCCCAUUCUGUGGUCGAUUCUGGGACUAGUCGCGUGCUAUCGACCGUCCUUGUGCUACUGCUCUGUGCUGCUACGUGCGCUUUGCGCUUCUGCCCUGCAUCAGUGGCGCUCGAAAACGGCAGAAACGAUGAACGGACAAAAAACGGAUCUAAUGUACGUGACGACAAAGUUGCUCGAGCUGAUGGCUCUUGCCCAGCUUCUACCGCCUCCGCUAAGCUACAUGCACAUCGUGCUGGAUUAUUUCGAUGGGCCAGAGAUAGCGUACGUCCUUAAGGAAUGUGUGUGGAAUUACAUGAAGGAUCACGUGCCUUCUCCGGUGUUGUUCGUGUGUGAUCCCACUGGUUUCCAUUGGCGCGAUCCGCUCACUUCCAGGCCCCCGCUGCAAUAUACAAACCCCUUGCGGAACACAAUGCAAAAGAAACUCACGAAGGUUGGACACCUGUAUUAUCAGAUGUUUGUCGGGCCGGAGCUGCGAAACCCGACAGCUGGCAACCAACAGCAUCAACAGCAACCAGCACAAACGUUCAUUGGGGGUGCCGGCGAAGAAAUCAAAGGCUGGAGACUGCCUUCAUGA
Anopheles nili is the source of this 2964-nucleotide messenger RNA. It is a transcript of the gene omd, whose product is annotated as integrator complex subunit 5. The record is from RefSeq and is a predicted model, not a curated record. Gene Ontology annotation, cellular component: integrator complex. NCBI's taxonomy places the organism in Eukaryota, Metazoa, Arthropoda, Insecta, Diptera, Culicidae. Gene Ontology annotation, biological process: snRNA 3'-end processing. The transcript has 4 exons. Bases 1 to 2964 code for a protein of 987 amino acids.